UUCCCUUGAUCAUCCCUAACAACUUGAUAACCACCUACCUUCUCUCUUUGUUUCUCCUCCUACCAUUUCUCUUUAAAACAAAAUAUCCAAUUUCUCAAAUUUAUUUUUUGUUUGAUGAUAGAAUUUGUAAUUUGAUUUAGUUUUAUCUUUUGGGAGAGGAGAUCGAAAGGGGAAUUGUAUCACCAGAAAAAACAAGGAUGUAUAAUCAUCCCCAAAACAUGGUGGUGCGUUCGGAUCCCAACAUACCACGAAUAAGCGAGGAUAGCAACGAGUAUCUGGCUCGGCAGAGCAGCUUCUCAACAAUGGGAGGUAAUUCCUUUGUAGACGAUGUACCAAAGAUGAGUGCAGAGAUGUCUCCUAUGAUGAUGUCCCCUUGGAAUCAGGUGUCCCCUUUUGCGAAAUCCCCUUGGUCUCAACAAUCUGAUGAUUCUGGUCAACUUAGCUCGCUUGUUGGAUCUCUUGUCCGAGAAGAAGGUCACAUUUACUCCUUGGCUACCAAAGGGGAUUUGUUGUACACAGGGUCUGAUAGUAAGAAUAUUCGUGUUUGGAAAGAUCUUAAGGAGUUUUCUGGGUUCAAGUCUGCUUCUGGAUUGGUCAAGGCUAUUGUUAUAGCAGGUGGUAAGAUAUUUACCGGUCACCAGGAUGGUAAGAUCAGGGUAUGGAAGGUGUCACCUAAAAACCCUAGUAUACAUAAACGGUCAGGGUCUUUACCAACAUUGAAGGAUUUGUUUAAGGCUUCUAUAAAGCCAAGCAAUUAUGUGGAGGUGAAGAGGCAUCGUAGUUCGUUAUGGAUCAAGCAUUCAGAUGCCAUUUCAAGCCUCAGCAUGAACGCCGAACAAGGGUUGUUAUACUCAUCAUCAUGGGAUAGGACGUUCAAGGUUUGGCGAAUCUGUGACUCAAAAUGCUUGGAGUCUGUAGCUGCCCAUGAAGAUGCGGUGAACUCGGUGGUGACAGGUUCAGAGGGUAUGGUUUUCACAGGGUCUGCUGAUGGGACGGUGAAGGUUUGGAGGAGGGAAAUGCAGGGGAAGGUGACAAAGCACUUCUGCGUGCAGACACUUCUGAAGCAGGAAUGUGCGGUUACUGCCCUCGCCGUGGAUCCAACAGGGUCUAUUGUCUACUGCGGGUCAAGCGAUGGGAUGGUCAAUUUCUGGGAGAGAGAUAAGAAUCUUGCACACGGUGGAGUUCUGAGGGGUCACAAGUUGGCAGUUCUAUGCCUGGCUGCUCGAGCUCGGCUGGUGUUUAGUGGUUCAGCUGAUAAGACAAUCUGUGUGUGGCGUAGGGAUGGAACGAUCCACACAUGUCUGUCUGUUUUAACAGGCCACAGUGGACCGGUUAAAUGCUUGGCCGUGGAGGAUGACAAUGAAGCUAAAGGUCAACGGUACAUUAUUUACAGUGGAAGCCUGGACAAGUCUGUCAAGGUAUGGAAUGUGGCAGAUCAAGAGGCAAUGCAUAUGAUGCAGCAGCAACAGGUAAUGGAGGUUAACUCUGCAUCUGAAUCAUUGCGAUCAGACCGUAGUUACCAGUGACUGCAGUCAUCUGAUUGAUCUGCUGUGGUAAAGUCGCCCGAGUAACUAGCAGGUUGCCUGAUAAUCUGUAUCGUUUCUUUUUUUUCUUUUUUUUUUUAGAAGGUUGCCUGACAAUUUGUAUGUAUGAGGGAGGAGGGUAGAAAAAAGAAAUUGUGAUUAUGGAAUUAUCAUUCUGGUAGAGUGGUAGGUAUAUGUUAUUUGAUUUUAUUCAUCUACUAAAAUGUACUGUGUGGUCUUUGUCUUUCAACUUGUUUGACUAUGUGCUAAGCUCUAUUAAUUGUAGGAAGAGGAUCACUGCACGAAUAGUAUGUUCUGAUUCUGCAGAUUUUGA
This is a messenger RNA of Spinacia oleracea (spinach), 1857 nucleotides long. RefSeq names its product protein JINGUBANG-like. The transcript has a single exon. The coding region runs from base 198 to 1526 and encodes 442 amino acids. The record is from RefSeq and is a predicted model, not a curated record. Gene Ontology annotation, molecular function: protein binding. NCBI's taxonomy places the organism in Eukaryota, Viridiplantae, Streptophyta, Magnoliopsida, Caryophyllales, Amaranthaceae.